UUUCUGGAUAUUAAUGUAAACAAAUAGACAGUUCAGUGGAAGAAAAAAGAAAAGAAAAAAAGACUUGGGGAAACGAGUAGAGUCCAGUAAGAGAACAACACUAGGGACAAAGAGAGAAGAAGAUUCAUGUCUGAAGCUCAAUUGGUCUGAAGACUCUUCAAAGUUUGGUCCUUUCCUCUUUUUUAUUUCCAUAUCUUGGCAUCUCCGAUCUCUCUCUCUCUCUCUCUCUGUUCUUAAAGCAUUUUGGACCAAAAGAGAGAAGCAGCUGAAGCUACAGUUUUGCAGAGUUUCUUCUUUUACCAGGUUCUUCUUCAAAGGGUGUGUGUUUCAAACUCUAACCCCAAGCAAUGCAGACUCCAAAACAAAGGCCUGGGUCGUUAGAGGUGCCUCAGAAGAAAUCUCCUACAGCAACUCCUAGAACUGCUCGUAAGCUCAAAACUGCAGAAGCUGACCCUGUUUCUUCUCCCAACCCAAAACUGAGGACACCGAAAACUCAGAGCCCAAAAGUUGUUGCUGAUCGCCGUUCUCCAAAAGCCCCUGUAAAUGAGAUUCAAAAGAGGAGAACAUGGGGAACACCAGAAGCAGCAGCAUCUCAGCUAUCUCAGCUCCAAGAGGAGCUAAAGAAGGCCAAGGAACAGCUAAGCGCAUCAGAAGCUUCCAAGAACAAAGCUCAAGACGAAGCAAACGAAACAAAACAGCAGCUAACAGAGAUAACCGCCUCAGAGGACUCAAGAAUCGACGAGCUCCGCAAACUCUCUCAAGAGCGAGACAAAGCGUGGCAGUCCGAACUCGAAGCAAUGCAGAGACAGCACGCCAUGGACUCCGCCGCGCUAGCUUCUGCGAUGAGCGAGGUCCAGAAACUCAAAGCGCAGGUGUCUGAAUCCGAGUCAGUUAGGAUGGAACUUAAAGAGACGUUGUCUCUCGUCGAGGAGCUUAGAGUUGAGGUGUACGACGCAAAGGAAGGAGAAGCUAAGGCCCAUGAGGUUGUUUCAGCGACUGAGAAGCAGUUGGAGAUAGCUAACUUGACGCUGGAGAUGCUGCGUUCUGAUGGGAUGAAGAUGUCUGAAGCUUGCAACGCCCUUACGACCGAGCUAGAGCAGUGUAAGUCAGAGGUGAAGUCGUUAGAGGAGCUUGUGAGACAGAUGGAGGAAGAACGAGGUGACAAUGAGGAGGAUGAUUCAGAGAUAAACGCUGCGAGGGAAGAGAUUAGUCAGCUGAAGAAUGCAGUGGAAGUGACUGAGAGAAGGUAUCACGAAGAGUAUAUACAAAGCACGUUGCAGAUACGAAGCGCUUAUGAGCAAGUGGAGGUUGUUAAGUGUGGUUACGCGGAGAAAGAAGCUGAGUUUGAGGAAGAGCUGAAGAGAAUUAAAGCUGAGAGAGAGGCUUUGCAUGAACGGUUGAUGGAUAAAGAAGCUAAGCUGAGGAUACUGGCUGAUGAGAACGAGUUACUCAACUUGAAGAUUAAAGAAGCUGAGGAGGUGGAGAGUGAUAUGAUGGAGCUGAGAGGGAAUCUAAUGGACAAGGAGAUGGAGCUGCAGAGUCUAAGGAGCGAGAUGGAGAAGAUGGGGAGGGAGAAGGAGGAAGCCUUGGAGAGGUUUGGGAGUUUGCGUGAGGAAGCUGAGAAGAGCGGGAAGAGAGCGGAGAACGCGAGGGAACAGCUAGGAGCAGCGCAAGUGACUAACACGGAGCUAGAAGGUGAGCUUAGGAGACUUAAGGUUCAGUGUGAUCAGUGGAGGAAAGCGGCUGAAGCUGCAGCUUCUAUGCUCUCUGGUGGUAAUAAUAACAGUAAUGGGAAGUAUGUGGAGAGAACAGGAUCGCUGGAGAGUCCGUUGAGGAGGAACGUGAACAUGUUGUCUCCUUAUAGAGAUGAAACUGAUGAUGACUUGUCUUCUUCGCCGAAGAAGAAGAAUGGGAGUAUGCUUAAGAAGUUUGGUGUGUUACUUAAGAAGAGUCAGAAGUGAUAACUGAAGUAAGAUUAAAAAAAAAAAUCUACCAUUGUUGUCUUUAAUUUUCGCUUGUUGUUUUUUCUUUAAGUUUCAAUGUGUAGACAUGUUUUAGUUCCCUAAGCUGUAUUCUGAACUGCUUUAGCUUCUUUGUCUAUGUGACUAAGCUCAAACUCUGAUCAACAUUUAUGAAGCUGAACUUUGUUGUUUA
This is a messenger RNA of Brassica rapa (field mustard), 2154 nucleotides long. Its product is annotated as interactor of constitutive active ROPs 2, chloroplastic. NCBI's taxonomy places the organism in Eukaryota, Viridiplantae, Streptophyta, Magnoliopsida, Brassicales, Brassicaceae. The record is from RefSeq and is a predicted model, not a curated record.